CUGCUGGUUUUUAGCUUGGGACCGCCUAAGCUCCUCCGCGAGCAGUUUAGGAUGCACCCUGAAGUGGCGGCAUUCUCAAGCCAGCACUUCUAUGACCAUCAGCUUACCAGUCACCCAAGCUGGAAGUCAAAGUUUUGGCCCCCUCUAAUGUUGCCGCAUAUCUUCGCAGAUCGAGUUGAUAGAUUUUAUGCAGGGGCCACCCGAGAGGCUUUCGACAAGGGUUGUGACAGCUACUAUAAUGUACAGGAGGCGGACGCAGUUAUCCAGACAGUUGACUCCCUGCUCGCCACGGGUGCUGAUGACUCCGAUAUCGGAGUGGUGACGCCCUACGCAGCGCAGAGAACUUAUCUGAGGCGCCAGUUGCAUCUCAUUCCUACUAAUAUUGUCGAUGGUGCCUACGCUGACAGUGAUCAUCGCAAGUGCAGAGAGCUUGGUCCUAACACAAGUAUCCCUGACCCCAUUGUAGAUUCAGUUGACGCCUUCCAAGGCAGUGAACGAUCCUGGAUCGUAUUCUCGGCGGUUCGAAGUAACCCUGAGUACUCGGUAGGCUUCCUGAAUGACUAUCGUCGUGUGAAUGUGAUGCUCACUAGAGCUCGAUAUGGAGUCAUAGUCGUAGGAGAUCGAAGCACUCUGCAGGUUUCAGAGCCUUGGAGGGCAUGGCUCAGCUGGGUAUACGACAAUGGCACGGUC
Messenger RNA from Perkinsus marinus ATCC 50983, 690 nucleotides. RefSeq lists its product as hypothetical. The transcript has 6 exons. The annotation marks the transcript as partial. The record is from RefSeq and is a predicted model, not a curated record. Gene Ontology annotation, molecular function: 5'-3' DNA helicase activity. Lineage: Eukaryota; Perkinsozoa; Perkinsida; Perkinsidae.